AUGAGGCGAGAGAGAGCGACUCUAUCCACAACCGACUACCAUUUGCACGCAGGAAAUAUCGGGAUCAGUCUACAGGCUUUACUGGAAAAGUAUUCUGAAGAUGACAUUCUUAACUACUUCGGUCGGCCUGAAGUUUCCCUCGUCUUUACUCGCCAGCCGCUUUCUCGACCCGAGGCACCUCCGCCACAUCUCGACCCACCUAUUCCUCUCGCAUAUUAUCUCAAAGAUACCGAUCCGUCGUUCAACGAAUCUCCUCUGCACGUAGAGAUCAUGGAUCUUGGCAAUGGUCAGCCGAAUGUUUCCUCUUAUGCUCCAUUUCGCCUCCCUCCUAACGCCUCAAAUCGAAUGUCAGCUGCAAUGUCUGACGAACCUCCACGCCCGUCGUGCACACCCGCAGCCUAUGUCCCGAACUGGGCUUACGCAGUUCCAGCGAUAUCUAGGACGACAGCUGAUGCGGAAUGGAAAAGACGGCUAGACCACUAUGCGGGGAGCUUGACGGCGGCGGACGAUGUCGCUGAGUUCGGCGUCCUGUUAAGGACGAUGCUGGAGAUUAACGCGAGUGCGCGGCCAACUGCUCUCGAAGUAUUGCGUCAUCCGUGGUUUGUCGACUGCUGA
Molecule: messenger RNA, 615 nt
Organism: Fibroporia radiculosa
Lineage: Eukaryota; Fungi; Basidiomycota; Agaricomycetes; Polyporales; Fibroporiaceae
Exons: 3
Coding region: 1-615 (204 amino acids)
Source: RefSeq, a predicted model, not a curated record